CGGCAGUCGCUAUUCAACCGACAAUACCAAAUAUUUGCCUCAAACUGAGCUAGUUAUUUGCCCAACCCUGAAGAAAAGAAAAAAAAAUCCGCUAUUCAGUUGUGGCAUCACAAAUAAAUAUUCUAUCGGUGGAAAAUGUAUUGUCUCCUUGUAGGAUAAGGUUUGGCGAUCCCAUCUACACGUGAAGUGCAUGAGUACAUUCAAUUUUUAGCUCAUAGUAGAAGGCCACAUAGUUCUUAAAUUACGUGUAAAAAAAGGUGUAUCCUUUUAGGGUGUUAGCUAUUGGUAGUGCACUAGAGAUUGACAUAUUUGAAUAUUGCUAUUCUGCACUAAAGGGAUUCUCUAGUCUACAUAGCUUUUCUAUACCAGCAGACUGCAUUUGAUCAAUGAGUUUAAGAAUGGAGUAGGAUAUGUGAAUAAAAACUCUUCUUGUUACGGUUUUGGAUCGUUGGAUAGGACAAUGGCUGGAGUUUACAAGUUGGUGCAUUAUGUAUCUCUGCUGAUUAUAUCUGAACUUGGAUUGAGAGUUCAUGCUACCUGCAACGUCCCCGCCCCAGUAUCAGGCACUCAUCACAACGGCACCCUGGCGGUCUACCAGCCUGGAGCGGUCCUCUCCUUCUCCUGUGACACUGGCUACUCUGCAAACUUUAAACCACCUACAAUUACCUGUCUGGACAACGGCUGGAAUCCAGCGAAUAUCUAUUGUGAACUAAAUACCACAUCACUGGUCAUCGCUAUUAUAGUUGCCUUUGUCGCCCUCUUUGUAUUCGUGGUUAUCAUUAUACUUUUGGUGAGAAGAAAGCGACGUCAAACACAGGCUGCAUCCCCGAAGAUAAUCAGAAGAAGUCCCAAGUUUCCAGAGCACCCUCCAGAAAACAUCGAAAUGUCCAGACCAGGAUCGUUGUACGACUCUGUCAAACUCAUCCCCGAAAGGACAGACCAACGCGGUAUUUACGACUCCCUCACCGGCCUGGAUGGAAUCAAGGAACAAGCCUUUGAUGAUGCCUCCAGAGGACUGGAGAAUCCUGGUCUUGUUGACAACAGCGGUAUCGAUAUCAUCAAUGCUGGCGGACUCAAUAUGACAGGAGCACGCGCGGCUGAUAGUAGUCGGUCACACGAUUAUGAAAAUACGAAGAUCGACAGUGAGAAGGCCGGAGUGGGAAGCCACCCCUAUGAAAAUACAGCAUUACCGAACUCUAAAAAACUGUUUCACUAGAUUUCAAGAAUAAAUCACUAUGACUUAAACACGUAUAUUACAAGCAAAGUACACAGUGUUUCACUCAGGAGCGGUAGUUGGGUGCCGCCUGAUGAAACCUUUCAUAAAUCCUUUCUGAACUC
Messenger RNA from Strongylocentrotus purpuratus (purple sea urchin), 1338 nucleotides. RefSeq lists its product as uncharacterized. The record is from RefSeq and is a predicted model, not a curated record. NCBI's taxonomy places the organism in Eukaryota, Metazoa, Echinodermata, Echinoidea, Camarodonta, Strongylocentrotidae. The transcript is spliced from 4 exons. Bases 461 to 1216 code for a protein of 251 amino acids.